CACGCAUUUGCGCCUCUGGAUUCUGCAAUAUUUUUAAUCUGUAAUUAUUUUGAACUAAAACUGGAUUACGGUAAUCUGCUAUCUGUGGAUAGUUUACACUUUCCUCAGCCUCACUUGUCAUUAAAAGCCCUGCAGGGAUUUAUAUGCGUGACCACAUGGAUUUCAGUUUUCCGCAUCCCACGCGUGGAGAGAAAGUGCAGGUAGAUGAAGGCGGACUUAAGAACGUGUCUUGUGCAAAAGGUGGAGUUCACGUUUCCCUCAGGCCAUUUUUCCUCAUUGGUUAGCUGAAAAGAGUGAUUUAAAUAUGGGGGGAGUGUCCAGAGGGAGGCUGGAAUGAAUGAGUUUUUCAAGUCAGACAGCCAUGAGACAUUACACUCAGCAGAGGUCUGCACUGCCCAAAAUGCUUGACUCAACUAUACAACUUGUUCCACUUUAAGAGAGAAACAAGACCUGGAAUAUUGGACACAAACAUGCCUGGGAAACUCCUUAACAAAAGAGGAGGAUUAUGGGGAUUAUUCUUCCUCCUGCUUUACAACAGCCCACUGCCUUGCCAGGCAAAUUUCAGCCAAGCUAAAGAGGUUGUCUACAGAAUAAAGGAAGGAUUACCAAGGGAGACUUUCAUAGGGGCCAUUGGAGUGGACUUAAAAUUGGAUUUAACUGUUGACCCACCUUAUUUAUUCAGCCUGCCACAAAAGACGUCAAGUGAAGAGUAUGUGACCCUCAACAGUUCCACUGGAGAGUUCUUCACAUCACCAAAAGAGAUUGACAGGGAGACACUGUGUCCCCAUUACUUGGUAGGACAGCCAUGUGUCCUGUCUUUGGACGUCUUUGUGUUGCCUCAGCAGUACUUUCAGCUUGUGAAAGUCAAGAUCAUCAUCGAGGAUGUGAACGAUAACAGACCAAAGUUCCCUGUGGACGAGAUAUUUAUAUCUGUACCUGAAAACACACAGAUCAACACUCGAUUUGCAGUGGAGCAGUCGGCAGUUGACCCCGACCUUGGUUUGUUUGGCGUGCAGACCUACUGGUUGGUAAAUGACUUUGGUGUUUUCACACUGGACGUGGAAGAGAACGAUGGAGGAGAAUUAACGCCUUUCCUCAUUGUGACUGAGGCACUGGACAGAGAGACACAGGCUGAGUACGUCACUGACAUUAUAGCGGAAGAUGGUGGGACUCCUCCUUUACUUGGUGCUGCAACUUUAAAAAUCCUCAUCAUGGAUGUGAACGACAACUGUCCCAAAUUCAGAGAGACCCACGUCAACGUCACUCUGCACGGGAACACCACCAAAGGGGUGCUUUUGGCACGACUUCAUGCUUCUGACCCUGACCUCGGAGAUAAUGCGCAGAUCAGCUAUGCUUACAGUGACCGUGUGCCAAGAGACACGAGGAGCUUGUUCCAUUUGGACAAAAUCACGGGUGCAAUCCAGCUAGCAAGGAACAUUGACACAAGCACCGCCUUGUUCUACAAACUCACAGUGCUGGCCAACGGACCAGGUUGUAUUCCGGCUGUUGCCACUGUAACUGUACGUGUCAUUAAAAUUGCAACUGGGCCGCCCGCUUUAAUACCCCGUUACAUUGCUCCAGAAAAAGAUGGUGUCCUGACCAUUAAGGAGUCGGAGCCAGCAUUCUCUCCAAUUGCUUUUUUCACUGUCAAAAACAUUGAUACUAACCAGAAGGUGGAGUGCUACCUGGAAGGCAAGGGUCCUUUCAAGCUUGGCCCAUACCAGCUUUUCAAACAUGAAUUUCUUUUGGAAACCUCAGAACCACUGGACUAUGAGAAGGAACAAAACUAUGAUCUCAUUGUGGUUGCAAAGAAUACCCAAGGGGUUGUUAUCAAGACCUUCCUUAAGGUGGAGGUAUUGGAUGAAAAUGACAAUGCUCCAGUUUUCCGGCAGUCUCUAGUGGAGGUAUCCAUUGAGGAGAACAAUCCACCGAAUGUCUACCUGGCUCAGCUACAGGCAACGGAUCAGGACAGCGGAAACCGAGGGGAAGUGAUGUAUCUUCUUGGAGGAGAUGCCCCGGGAGUGUUUGCUGUGGAUCAUGUUUCAGGCGUCCUCACCGUGACGACAUCACUGGACCGUGAGGACAAAGAAACGUACCGCUUCAUAGUGCGCGCAGUCGACAAGGGGACACCCAGGAUGGAGUCAAUUGCAACAGUGGUGGUGACUGUCCAGGACCGCAAUGACAACAGUCCACGCUUCAUCAAUAAAGACUUCACUUUCUUUGUGCCAGAGAAUUUCCCUGGCUACGGCGAGAUCGGGGUUCUGUCGGUGAUGGACCCUGAUGCCGGAGAGAAUGGCUGGGUUGCGCUCUCGAUUCUUAACGGCAGCGAUGUCUUUAUGAUCGACACUGGCCGAGGCACAUUGAGAGCAAAGACCACACUGGACAGGGAGCAGCAGGGAACCUACCAGCUGUGGGUGGAGGCUGUUGAUGGUGGGGAUCCUGUGCAAUCCUGUGUGGCGAUGGUAACCGUACUGCUGCUGGACGUGAAUGACAAUCCUCCUAUUGUUCUCUUUCCCCAAUCCAAUCAGUCAUACAUGCUUGUGUUACCCAAUACCCUGCCAGGGACAUCAAUCACAGAGGUGUACGCUGUGGAUAAAGACACAGGCAUGAACGCUGUUAUCGCGUAUAGCAUAAUUAAAAGAAAAGGCGGAGAGUCCGGAUCAUUUGCCAUUGACCCGGAAACAGGUAACAUUACAUUGAAGCGGGAGCUCAGUGGCCGCGGCCUUUAUAGCCUCCUGGUAAAGGUUAGCGACCACGGUCAACCAGAGCCCCUUUACUCCACUGUCAUGGUUAACUUCUUCGUCAAUGAAACGGUGAGCAAUGAAAGCUACAUCCUGAGCUUGCUGACCAGAGAGGCCGACAUUGAGAUAGAGGAGAGGCCCUGGUACAUAGGUCAGGUCAGAGAGGGGCCUGAGAGGCACGGACUGUUCCCUUGUAAAUCUGCCCUUAUCGCACUCUCGGUCACAUGUCUGAGCCUCUUCAUCACAGUCGCCGCACUGACUUCAUACAUAUGCUGCCAGCGGCGUAAGAAGCAUAAGAAAAGAUCAGAGUUGGAAAUACCUUUAAAGAUGAAAAAUGAAUCAAUGCAGGCCAUGAACAGGAAGCUCAGACAGAUCUCAAACAUUUGACAAUCACCCAUUUAUAAACUGUCACCUCUGUUUACAUGAAUGUUUACAAAACUCAAGUGUAUUUUUUUUUGUGGGAGGCUUUCUUAUUCAACAAGAAUUCUCCAACAAGACUAAAAAAACGUUUAACCCCAUUCAUAUUUCAAUAUUGACAGGCAUGAUUUUCUUCAAGCCAAAGCCAGAAGGAAUAGCUAACACUGGUGACGUUAACUGAAGAAAAGGUAAGCUGAAAAGGAAAUGUCAACACAAGACGUGUCUCUAUAUAUAUGGUAACUUCCAGGAUGAAUUGAAAUUAAAAACAACAUUCUCGUACUUCUGUUAAAAUGGAAUUAAACUUGUGAACUGUGAAUCUUUGACAAACAAAAUUAGAUGUGAUUUGAAAAUCUGUGUAAACAGAUACAUUGUACAAACAUAACAUUCUGCAAAAUUUUAAAAAAGACACUGAGCCUGUUUGACUUUCUAACAGGACAAGUGUCGUUUAAAUAUUUCAAUAAUGCAAAUUACUAGUACCUAAGUAAUGUUAGGCCAAUUACAAAGGUGGUUGUGCAAUGUAAAUGAAUACUACAUGUUUAAAGGUCACACUCAACUCUUUUUUUUUCUCGUAUGUCACCAAACUGCUCACAUCACUGAUCUUUUUUUUUUUUUUUUUUACGGAUAUAAUGUGAUUGCAACACAUGCUGGAGUUUGUGAAAGAAGUGUGAACAUA
This is a messenger RNA of Synchiropus splendidus (mandarinfish), 3831 nucleotides long. It is a transcript of the gene pcdh20, whose product is annotated as protocadherin-20. The record is from RefSeq and is a predicted model, not a curated record. Gene Ontology annotation, biological process: homophilic cell-cell adhesion. Lineage: Eukaryota; Metazoa; Chordata; Actinopteri; Syngnathiformes; Callionymidae. Gene Ontology annotation, molecular function: calcium ion binding. The transcript is spliced from 2 exons. Gene Ontology annotation, cellular component: plasma membrane. The coding region runs from base 471 to 3128 and encodes 885 amino acids.